AUGUCCGACGAAACUUUGGCAAUAAUUAUAGACACGGGUUCUUCUCUUACGAAGGCCGGGUUCGCCGGUUCUGAAACUCCCAAAGUUCGCUUUCCCACUCUGGUUGGACUUGACGGAUCUGAUGAUCCCUUGGUCGGCAAUGCUGUUUUGGAGAAGUGGGAAGGUCUGGAUGUGUACAGGCCCAUUCAGCAUGGCAUCGUCAGGAACUGGGCCCUCGCCGAGGCCGUGUGGCGCCACGCCUUUUCAAACGAGCUGAAGAUAUCGCAGGAGGAGCACCCCGUCCUCUUGACUGAGCCUCCCCUGAGUCCGAAGUUCCACCGCGAGCUCUGCUGUCAGCUGUUUUUUGAGACUUUCGGCGUCCCCGCCCUCUACUUGGCCACCACCUCGCUCCUGUCCAUGUACGGGUCGAGCAAGACCAGCGGGCUGGUGCUCGACAUCGGCGAGGGCGUUGCCCACUCCGUCCUCAUUCACGAGGGCUGCAUCAUGCCCUACGCCAUCACCAGGCUCGACAUUGGCGGCUUCGACCUGACCACUCAGAUCGUCAAGAGUGUCGAGCGGCUUCGGAGGAACACUCCCUACGAUCGCAAGCUUGCCAAGGACAUAAAGGAGGCCUGCUGCUACGUCCCUCAGGACUUCGAGGGCAAGCUCAAGGAGUUUGAGUCGAACCCUGGCGCCAACUCCAAGACCUACAAGUUGCCUGACGGCACUGCCGUUGAGCUUGGCAAGGAGUGCAUCACUUGUCCUGAGAUUCUCUUCAAGCCUGAGCUUUCUGGCAGGACCUGCCCCAAUCUUCCUGAGAUUUGCUACCACUCAGUCCGCAUGUGCGAGCCUGAGCUUCACCGCACCAUGCUUUCCACCAUUCUCGUCACUGGCGGCACUUCUCUGUUCAGCGGCUUUUUGGAGCGGUGUGAGAAGGAGAUUUCUUCUCUCGUAAACCGCAACGUUCCUGUCAAGGUCAUAAACUCACCUCAGCCUCGUGACAUAUCCGUCUGGGUCGGCGGCUCCAUCGUUGCCAACCUUCAGAGUUUUCAGCAGAUGUGGAUCACCAAGGAGGAGUAUGACGAGGCUGGCCCUACUGUGAUACAUCGCAAGUGUUUUUAA
Molecule: messenger RNA, 1101 nt
Organism: Theileria orientalis strain Shintoku
Lineage: Eukaryota; Apicomplexa; Aconoidasida; Piroplasmida; Theileriidae
Product: actin II
Exons: 3
Coding region: 1-1101 (366 amino acids)
Source: RefSeq, a predicted model, not a curated record